AAUAUGAUGAGCUGGUUGAAUAUUUCAUAAACAUCUCUGUGUAUGUGAUUAUAAGGCAUGCAAGUCUCACGCUUUUUGGAGGCCCAGCUGGUGUCGGUAAUCGACGCGCCGCUCCGUGCAUGCGGGCGAGAUGACGCCGCCUAGCCGGGCGGUGCGCCACCGCUCGCGGCGCCGGCUGGCCGCGCUCGCGUUCCUCUCCAACAUCUCGCUGGACGGCACGUACCGCGACACAAAGAUUAGCGGCCUCAACGCGCGCCGCGCCGCCGCCGUCGCCGACGAGCCUGCCGACGGCGCUGGCGACGGGGACGUCACAGACGCGGCGGCGCGCGAGGCGACGAUGGCGCCACCGCCGCCGCCGCCGCCGCCGCCGCCGUCGUCGUCGGUGGGCCGCCUGCAGCGACAGAAGAGCAUCGACUCGAGCAAUGCUAGCGAGCCGAGCCGGGACAGGCUGACCUUCGACGUCGCUGGACACCACCGCGAGAGGUGUCAGACGGUGGGCAGUGAAGCUGACGGCAGGGUGCGCCGGCUGGUGCAGCAGGCCAACAUCGGCAGCCUGCUGGACGACAUGCUCGGCCACGGCAGCAGCAGCUGCGAGAGCGUCUGCGGCAGCGUCCGCAGCCACAAGCUGUGCGGCAGCGUGUCCGAAGUGUCGGCACCGGGCGUGCGGUUCCUGCCGGCGGCGCGCGACCGUGCCUGCUUCGGCGACGACCGGCUGGUGCUGACGCGCCACGGCCGCCGGGAGCGGCACGAGCGCGGCGACCUGAACUCGCGGAGGCGCUACAACUCGGGCAGCCGCGCGCCGCUCUCCACCAUCGCCGACCGCGUGGACGCCUUCUCGCUGCUGGGCAUGGAGCCGCUGCAGGAGGGCCAGGAGGUUUCAUACAGCGAGCUUCUGCUGCCGUCCUCCGCCGGCGGCCGCCUGCCGCGCCGGCUCCACUCGGUGGAGAACGAGCUGGAGGCGGCGGCGGUCGUCCACCAGCGCAAUGCCCAGCUCAGCCUGAACCGAUGCGUGUCGCACGAGCCGAGCAGCGGUGGCCGCGCCGCCUCCUCCAGCUGGUCCAGUGACAGAGUGGUGGAUGAGGAGCCGGCUCAGGAGGCGAGCGGCGUUCCGUACGAUCCGCUGCUGCUGGACAACCCGGAGACCCAGUCCGAGAAUCACCGCACCGUGCUGACCUUCAGGUCGUACCGGUCGUCUAUCAUCGACUACAUGAAGCCGUCCGACCUGAAGCGGGUCACCAACGAGCAGUUCCGCGAGCAGUUCCCACACAUCCGGCUAACGCUUUCCAAGCUGCGCAGCCUGAAGCGCGACCUACGUCGGAUCGCCGCCGACUGCCAUAUCGACGUGCUGAGCGUGGCGCAGGCGCACGUCUACUUCGAGAAGCUGGCGCUGCGCGGCCUCAUCGACAAGCCCAACCGCAAGCUGGUGGCCGGCGCUUGCCUCCUGCUCGCCGCCAAGAUGAACGACGUCAAGGGAGACACCAUGAGCCAACUGAUGGAGCGCACCGAGACGGUAUUCCGCAUCCACCGGCGCGACCUCAUCAACUGCGAGUUCGGGGUUCUGGUGGCGCUCGAGUUCGCGCUCCACCUGCACACAGGCGAGGUGGAGCCGCACCUGCGCCGCCUGGAGGCCGGACUCUGA
Messenger RNA from Pollicipes pollicipes, 1639 nucleotides. RefSeq names its product CDK5 and ABL1 enzyme substrate 2. The transcript is spliced from 11 exons. NCBI's taxonomy places the organism in Eukaryota, Metazoa, Arthropoda, Thecostraca, Pollicipedomorpha, Pollicipedidae. The record is from RefSeq and is a predicted model, not a curated record. The coding region runs from base 131 to 1639 and encodes 502 amino acids. Gene Ontology annotation, biological process: regulation of cell cycle.